Molecule: messenger RNA, 4860 nt
Organism: Capronia coronata CBS 617.96
Lineage: Eukaryota; Fungi; Ascomycota; Eurotiomycetes; Chaetothyriales; Herpotrichiellaceae
Exons: 2
Coding region: 1-4860 (1619 amino acids)
Biological process (GO): transmembrane transport
Cellular component (GO): membrane
Molecular function (GO): ATP hydrolysis activity; ATP binding; ABC-type transporter activity
Source: RefSeq, a predicted model, not a curated record
AUGGACUCAAGCACCGCCGCCCAUCACACGAGCACUUCCGUGGCAAUAUCCAUAGCCUGUCUGGUACUGGUUGCAGCAUUCUCGGUCCCUGCACUGUCCCAGUACCUCGCGAGGGUGCGGGCGAGGAAAGACCAGCAUCAGAGCACGUCGGAUCACUACGAGGAUGAAGAUGGUAUAGCCACCGCAGAAUCUGAAGAGGCCUAUUCUGAUUUUAUUCCGCGUUUGCUGCUGGUCCUGAUAUCUACUGUCGCUUGUCUUGAUGCCCUGGCCACUGCCGUCUUGACCACUACUCGUCCGCAACUGUCACUCACAAUCGAGCAGUGGGUUCAGUUUACAACUUGGUUGCUGCUACUCUUCCAAGCAGUCGCCAUUUCCUUUACCCCCUCCUCCCUACGUCGCUACAAUCUAGGGCUUUUGUCGGGCGCCUCUGCUCUCUCCCUUGUGGUGGCCGUGGCCGUUGAGAACAUAUCGCUGUGGCAAUCUAACGUCAGCCCGCUGCCAACCAAUGCUCAUCUGAUCCUCUCAAUCGUCCAACUGGUCUGUGGACUGCUCCUUGUCUUUGCUAGUCUCUCCAUUCCCCGUCGCCCAGAUGUAUUUUGGCACGGGAAACCCGUCGAUCGUCAGAACACAGUCUCUGUCCUCGAAAAAUUCACCUUCUCAUGGCCUUCCCCAAUCCUCGCUUAUGCGGUCAAGAAUAGGGGGCUUGACUACGAUGAUCUUCCAGAGAUAGAUCACGAAGUACGCUCACGACAGUUGAGACAACGCUUUCAGGCCGUCGGAAGGAAGGACAAGCUAUGGAAAACCCUCUUCUUGUCGCACAAAUGGGCCUUCAUCCAACAGUGGACUUUUCAAAUCGUCUGCUCUAUCACUAACUUCCUUCCCCAAAUUGCGCUCUACUUCAUUCUGCGUGCGCUGGAAGCUCGGGAUCAGGGAGAAAAUGUGGCUCUCACGUCAUGGCUGUUGGUCAUCGGGCUCGGUACGGCCGUCACCUUUUCGUCCUGGCUGGAGGCUUGGAUGUUCUUUGUGGUCUUCAUGAAAAUCGGUGUCCCCAUCUAUGAGCAGUUAGCAGCUGUGGUCUUUGGCAAGGCCAUCAAACGAAAAGAUGUCAAAGGUGCUGGCAAGAAGCACGAACCGACGGCGCCGACUGGCAACGCUCUAAACGGCGAAACCGUGGUGAACGAGAACGCGGGUCAAAAGGGUGAAGAUCUGACUGCUCCCGCUGACGAGGAUGAAGAUUUCCAAAAGUCCAGACAGAGCACCAUCAACCUGGUUGGUGUCGAUGCGAAGAGAAUCGCGGAUUUUGCCACGUUCAACUACAUCAUCCUUGGUUCUGUGGUCAAACUGGCCUUUGCCUUUUGGUUCCUGGCGAAACUGAUCGGUCCAAUCCCACUGCUGGCAGGGUUGGUCGCGCCGGUCAUCAUCACGCCAAUCAACAUCAUCGCCUCUCGUCGGUAUGCAAAUGCCCAGGAGAGAUUAAUGAAACAACGCGAUCAAAAGAUGGCUGUGGUGACUGAAGCACUCCAGGGAAUUCGGCAGAUCAAGUUCAGUGCUCUGGAGCGAAACUGGUACGAAAAGAUACUCGAUACCAGAAGAAAAGAGCUGAAGACGCAAUGGCAAGUCUUCGUCUACGAUACCACUUUGCUAAGCAUCUGGAUUUUUGGACCUGUCAUGCUCGCAGCGAUCUCCUUGUCGACUUACGCUUUAAUCAAUAAGGAGUUGACGGCCUCUGUAGCUUUCACCACGAUUUCAGUCUACGAGGCGAUCGAAAUGACUCUGGCCGUCAUUCCAGAAAUGGUAACGGAUCUUAUGGAUGCUGUUGUGUCAGCCAGACGAGUCCAGGAGUAUCUUGAUGCACCUGACCGGACGGAGACUACCAAACCUGGUGAAACAGUAUCCUUCAGGAAUGCCACAGUCGCCUGGCCCUCAGACGAUCACAAGCAAGAAACGGACCACUUCACAUUGCGCAAUCUGAAUCUCGAGUUCCCCAAGGGCGAACUGAGCGUGAUAUCUGGCCGCACGGGAUCUGGCAAGAGCUUACUUCUCGCAUCCAUCAUUGGUGAGGCCGAUGUCCUGGAAGGCGAAGUAGUCGUUCCGAGAGCACCACCCACAUCUGAACGACACGACGCCCAGGCCCACAAGGGGAACUGGAUCAUCCCGUCUGCAAUUGCCUUUGUGGCUCAGAUACCUUGGAUCGAAAAUGCAACCAUCCGAGACAAUAUCUUGUUCGGCUUGCCCCUGGAUAACGACCGGUACCAGAAGGUGCUUCAAGCAUGCGCCCUCACAAAAGACCUGGAAAUGCUUCAAGAUGGCGAACUCACCGACAUUGGCGCCAACGGCAUCAAUCUGAGUGGCGGCCAGAAGUGGCGUGUGUCAUUUGCGCGGGCGUUGUACUCCAGAGCCGGCAUUCUAAUUCUGGACGACAUUUUCUCUGCAGUCGAUGCCCAUGUUGGGAGACAUCUCUUCGAGGAGGCCUUGACGGGAGAACUCGGACGAGGCCGGACAAGGAUUCUAGUCACCCAUCAUGCCGCUCUUUGUCUGCCGAAGACAACCUACAGUGUUCUCCUGACGAACGGCACGGUCGAAGAAGCAGGCAAAACCGAAGACUUGCGUCGGAGCGGGAAGCUUGGGUCUCUUCUAGCCCAAGAUCUGGAGGAACAAGAAAAAGAGGAGGAAGCAGUCGAUCGCGAGCAAGCCCUCGCCAUCGACGACGGCGGUGGGCUGCAGAAACUACUCACCAAUCAAUCAAGGCGGUCAAGAAGGAAAUCAGCUCUCAGCGACGUAGGAGAAGAUAUCACGCGCCGACGCUCUCGAGCCGACUUGAAUGAUUCUCAGCAGCCCAGCGCUCCCAAGAAGUUUACCGAAGACGAAGGCCGAGAGACGGGUGCCAUCAAAUACCAGAUCUACGCGGCUUAUAUUCGAGCAUGUGGUGGCUUCAGCUACUGGCUUUUCAUCUUGUUCGUCUUCGGCCUCUGGGUGGCUGUCUAUCUGGCCCGUUCAUACUGGAUCAGCAUCUGGACACGAUCUUAUCAUACAGAAUCACUCCUCCAUGGUCGAUUGCUGCAACAAUCCAUGGGAGCUCUGCACCAUGUACAAUCUCGACUUGCAGCCACAGAGCUCGACCCGGACCUGCGAUACUAUUUGAGCGUCUACCUAGGGAUUUCCCUGUUGGCCUGGGUGAUCGGGACAGUGCGGUACUUCUGCGUGUUUCUUGCCUCGAUCCGCGCAUCCAAGGUGCUCUUCGAAAAGCUGGCCUUCGCGGUGCUCCGGGCGCCGCUGCGCUGGCUGGACACGGUGCCCCUUGGCCGGAUACUCAAUCGGUUCACCUCGGACUUCAACAUGCUCGACUCGCGCAUUUCCAUGGAUUUGGCCUUCAUGUUGCACAACAUGAUGCAGGUUCUGUCCGUGGUGAUUGCAGCCGUUUUUGUGUCGCCUUUCAUGAUCGUGUUUGCCAUUGCACUGCUUGUCAUUUCGACCAUCUACGCAGUUCGGUACCUGUCAGGGGCUCGCGAAGUCAAACGACUGGAAAGUAACGCGAAGUCGCCCGUUUUCGAGCAAUUCGGAUCCGUCCUCAUGGGGAUCGGCACGAUCCGUGCCUUUGACAAGGCCGACGCAUACCUGGACAGGAUGUUUGCCCGCAUUGACAAGCACUGUCGGGCAUACUGGCACCUGUGGCUCUUCAACCGCUGGAUGGGCUGGCGCUUGAACAUGGUCGGCGCAGUAUUUGCGGCCAUCACAGCGGCACUGAUUGUGAGCAUCACGUCCAUCGACUCGUCUCUGGCGGGAUUUGCGUUGAGCUUUGCUCUCGGCCUCUCGGAAGGCGUCAUCUGGGUGCUUCGACAAUACUCCAACGUGGAGCUGGACAUGAACGCGACCGAACGCAUCGUCGAAUACAGCCAAAUCACGAUCGAGAAUCAAGGCGGCGCCGACGCUCCCGCGGCAUGGCCCACAGAAGGCAAACUGGAAGUGCACGACCUCGUCGUCACCUACGCUCCAGACCUGCCGCCCGUGCUGAAAGGCGUGACCUUCAGUGUGGCGCGCAACCAGCGCGUCGGCGUGGUAGGUCGUACCGGAGCCGGCAAAUCAUCCCUGACGCUUGCGUUGUUCCGCUUCCUCGAAGCCCAGUCCGGCAGCAUCGUCAUCGACGGCAUCGACAUCUCCACCAUCAAAUUGUUCGACCUACGAUCCCGCCUGGCCAUCAUUCCGCAAGACCCUGUCCUGUUCUCAGGCACGGUGCGCAGCAACCUCGACGCCUUCAACGAGCACUCCGACACGGAACUCCGUGAAGCGCUUGCCCGAGUCCACCUAAUCGCCUCUCCCUCCGCCGUCACCACCAGCACUAAUCCGUCAUCCGUCGUGCCCAGCGGCAGCGCCACUCCUACCGACAAUGAAGAAGCGACAAAUCAUACACCGACCAUCAAUCCGAUCCCCAACAAAAACAUCUUCCGCUCGCUAUCGUCCAAGAUCUCCGAAGGCGGACUCAACCUCUCGCAAGGCCAGCGGCAACUGCUGUGCCUCGCGCGCGCCAUCGUGUCCCGGCCCAAAAUCAUGGUCCUCGACGAAGCCACCAGCGCCGUCGACAUGGAGACCGACGCCCUCAUCCAGCGCAGCAUCCGCGAGGAAUUUACCGACAGCACACUGCUCGUCAUCGCCCAUCGGCUCAGCACCAUCGCCGAUUUCGACCGCAUCUUGGUCCUCGGCGAAGGCAAGGCCGUCGAAUUCGACACCCCUGCCAACCUGAUGAGGAAGGAAGGCGGCGUGUUUAGAGAUAUGGUCGAGACGUCGGGCGAGAGGGCGGAGCUGGAGAAAAUCAUCAACGACGAAGAGAAAGGGUCCAACGGUGCUGCUGCGAAUGGGAAGUGA